AACAUGGCAAUGAACAAUAUGAGUCAAUUUUCUACUGGAGAAAACGGACAUGGUGUUGGUGAUGGUACAAAAGUUGUACGCGAACCUGGUAUUGCCCCUUUCAUAACAAAGACAUAUGAUAUGGUGGAGGAUCCGAAUACGAACUCUAUAAUCUGUUGGAGUCCAUCUGGUACUAGUUUCAUUAUUUGGGAUCAUAAUAGAUUUAGUUUCGAACUUUUACCAAAAUAUUUCAAGCAUACUAAUAUGUCAAGUUUCGUUUAUCAGCUCAAUAACUAUGGAUUCAAGAAGAUUGGACUUCAGAAAUGGGAGUACGGACAUUAUUGGUUUCAACCGGGGAAAAAACACUUGUUGUGUAACAUAAAGAGGCGAACCAAAAAUUUGAAUACUCAGAGAGAUUUUAAUCAAGAAACUUAUUUUUACGGGGUAGAGGAAGAGAUGAGGAGUCAGAGAGAUCUCAACGUUACGUUAAAGUCAGAAUUCAAGAAGCUGAAGGAAAGACAAGACGAUAUGGUUAAUGGAAUCGCGUCUUUGAAGGAAUAUUUGGAGAAAUCAGAGGCAGAGUCGAGGAAAUUCCUCUGUUUCCUGGCAAAAGCAGUUAAACAAGUUGUUGCAACCAAACGUGAUGUGGAAGUUAGAGAUGUAGUUACGAGUAAAUGUAGAGCAGAGGAUGUAACGGGGAGUAGCAAAAACUUGGGGAAGAAGAAGAUGAUUGAUUUUUCAGUGAUUAAACGAGUACAGGAUAUCGUGCAGAAGCCUAAGUUUGAGGGAGGAAGUGUAUGAUCUCCAUGGAAAAGGGAGAAGAAUUGAAGACAGAAGAAUGCAGCUAUAACAUAUAUUGCCUUUCUUAAGAGUCACUUUUUUUUUCUUUUCUUUUUUUACUUUUGUUGUUUGGUUUUCCGCCGAUCCCACUUGUGGAAGUACACGAAUAUAUUUGUUGUU
Molecule: messenger RNA, 939 nt
Organism: Solanum dulcamara
Lineage: Eukaryota; Viridiplantae; Streptophyta; Magnoliopsida; Solanales; Solanaceae
Product: heat stress transcription factor A-9-like
Exons: 3
Coding region: 4-780 (258 amino acids)
Biological process (GO): regulation of transcription by RNA polymerase II
Cellular component (GO): nucleus
Molecular function (GO): DNA-binding transcription factor activity; RNA polymerase II cis-regulatory region sequence-specific DNA binding
Source: RefSeq, a predicted model, not a curated record